AUGCGGUUUAUAGAAUACUCUUUGUUUUCUCUUGCCCUGAUUUCCCCAGGUCUUGCAGCAGUGUUGCCUUCUUGGAAUUCGUUUCCUGGUCAUGGGCCAGCAAUAGACAACCGUACGUUGGACGAGAUAUAUGCAUCGGCACAGAAGGAAGGUGGAGUGCUGAAUGUCCUGUCGGGGGGGGAUGAGAUCAAGCAAGGGAAUUCAACCAUCACUGCGUGGGAAGCUAGAUUCCCAGGCAUCAAGCUGAACUUGACUGUUGAUGUUUCCAAGUAUCAUGACAGUCGUAUCGACCGUCAAUUUGAGAAGACUGGUAGUGAUGGCGCCGAUGUCGCUAUCCUGCAAACCUUGCAUGACUUCAAGCGUUGGAAGGCGGCGGGCAGAUUGUUGCCGUAUAAACCUGCCAAUUGGGAGGAUAUAUAUUCAUCCCUGAAGGAUCCUGGUGGUGCGUUUACCGCAAUAUCUAUUAGUAUUCUCACCCGUACAGAUCAAUUUGGCGCCAUAAAAGGGCAACUGGUUCUAACUUAUCCAAAUGACGAUGACGCGGUUGCAUAUCUCUUCUCAACAAUUAUCGACAAGUACGGGUGGGAAUGGUUUGAAGCACUUGCACAGCAAGAUGUCCAGUGGAUUCGCGGCACGGGUCAACCUUCGGAUGUUGCAUCUGAAGCUAAUAGCAGUCAUGUCCUAACAUUCACUUCCAAUCCGACCGGCGCUCAAAAUCUCGCCACCAAAGUAUUAAAUGAGCCACGUUUGCUUUGGCCACAGAGUGCAGCAAUUUUUGCUAGCACAACAAAGCCAGAGAGUGCCAAGCUGUUUCUGAGCUGGCUAGUGAGUGAGGAGCGUCAGCAGACUCGCGUAUCUCAGGGAUCGUAUGUGCCCCUUAAGAGCCUCAGUCUCAACUCAACUGCUGGGCCCGUUUGGAAUGAUCCAUAUACCGGCGUAUCUCAAUUCGCUGUUUUCAUGGACGAUAGAACCACAUUGGAACGUUGGCGAUUCCAAUUUGAGACCACCUUAGGAACCCCACAAGGUGUAAGUCCUGUCCUAUCAGUUCUGGGGAGCGCACCCUAA
This is a messenger RNA of Talaromyces amestolkiae, 1065 nucleotides long. RefSeq lists its product as uncharacterized. Lineage: Eukaryota; Fungi; Ascomycota; Eurotiomycetes; Eurotiales; Trichocomaceae. The record is from RefSeq and is a predicted model, not a curated record. The transcript is spliced from 4 exons. The coding region runs from base 1 to 1065 and encodes 354 amino acids.